AUGUCAGAAUCUUUGACAUCCCAGGUCCAGCGAAAGAUUGAGCUGCAGACCCCCGAGGACCUUUCAUAUCUGAUCAGCAAUGUGCGCAACGCGGCUGCGACGCGUCUAAACGAGGCGUUCCCCCCCGUCGACGGAGCAGGUGAUGAUGUGUUGCGCACACAGAUAGAGGCACUUGUAAAUGAGUACAUUGACAAGACCUUUGCUCUGGCGACACCAAACCUCUCGAUCAACGGCCUACCGGUCCAGAUAGAAGAUUUCAUCAAGGUGAAAAAGGGCAGCGGCAAGUCCAAGUCCAAGAGCAAGGACAAGGACAAGGAUCCCCCCGUAGCCCACGAGCCCUUUGACGCGCGGAAACGUCAGAGGGUGGCGGACCUGACGACCCAGGAGGAGAAGCUGCUGGAGGAGGUGGCCAGCCUGAAGCGCAGCGUUCCCCCCAACGCGGCGGGGGCUCAGGCCGACGUCUUGAGGGAGGGUAUGCGGCGCGAUGACGAGUUGCUGCGGGCCGUCAGGAGCAGGCUGGAGGAGCUGGGGUCGACGGACGCCUCGACAGAGGUCCAGACGCGGACGGGCGUCGAGCUGGAGCCCUUUGACAGGCAGGGGGCCGUCGAGGACGAGUACAGGCGUGCUGUCGAUGCUCUGGCCAGCUUGAAGUCGGACAUGUCGGCUGUCGUGGCAAAGAUGGAGAGGGCGAGAGUUGCCGGACAGUAUGUCGUCGAUCAGUGA
Molecule: messenger RNA, 723 nt
Organism: Geosmithia morbida
Lineage: Eukaryota; Fungi; Ascomycota; Sordariomycetes; Hypocreales; Bionectriaceae
Product: kinetochor protein Mis14/NSL1
Exons: 2
Coding region: 1-723 (240 amino acids)
Biological process (GO): mitotic sister chromatid segregation
Cellular component (GO): kinetochore; MIS12/MIND type complex
Source: RefSeq, a predicted model, not a curated record